This is a messenger RNA of Geodia barretti, 2442 nucleotides long. NCBI's taxonomy places the organism in Eukaryota, Metazoa, Porifera, Demospongiae, Tetractinellida, Geodiidae. The record is from the annotation of a GenBank genome assembly.
AUGGCUCUCAUCCUGGCCCUCAUUUUGGCCGCUCCGGUCCAUGGACAGAGCGCGGACGAGGCCUUGGAGAAAGAGGCGCAAUCGAUAGAUCGCAUGAUCAUGUGCCCGGUAUGCCCUGCCGAAACCAUCGACCAGGCCCAGGUGGAAAUCUCUUUCCAGAUGAGGGCCGUAGUACGGGAGAUGCUUGCCGAGGGCAAGACGCGCGAGGAUAUCUUGGGUUAUUUCGUUGAUCGCUACGGUCCUGACAUUCUGGCAGCGCCCCCAAAGUCCGGGGCCAACCUGCUGGCCUGGAUUCUGCCCAUCGUCGGCGUCGCUGCCGGGCUGGCUGGCGUGUUCCUGAGACAGGCCGAGAGCAGGAAACUGACGAGCGGCCUCGAGGUACAACGGGCGGGCCAGAACGCCAACCGGAAAGCGGUACCGCGAAUGGGUGACCUGGGUGCAAUCAGCCUCUGGCUGGCCCUGGCCCUGGCGGCCUACUCAUCCGUCGGCUCCGUGGCUGGGAAGAUGCGUGGGUCGGCGGCACUUGCGGAAAGUGCCCAGGCCGCGAUGUACGCCACAAUGGUCGUUCUGUUCGUUUCCACCCUCAGCCUGGUCGUGGCCUUCAUUGGCAGGGACUUUGAGAUCGCCUAUGUCGCGAGACACAGCGACCUGGCGAUGCCCGACAAGUUCACGUGGGUGGCCUUUUACGCCGGGAACGAGGGGUCGCUGCUGUACAUCGCAAUGGUGCUGUCCGCGAUGGCUGCGAUAGCCGUAUGGCGAGCGCCUGAGAAGGUGCGGGACGCACUGCCCUAUACCACCGGCGUGAUGAUGCUCGUCCUGACGUUUUUCCUUGCCGUGACCGCCGUUAUGGCCAAUCCGUUCGAGAAACUGCCAUUCGUGCCAGCCGACGGCGAAGGCAUCAACCCACUGCUGACCCACUUCGGUAUGUUCUUUCACCCUCCGGCCCUGAUGGCGGGUCUGGUGGGAAUCACCAUACCUUUUUCCUUCGCCCUUGGAUCGUUGCUGGCCCGCAAGACGGGAGAUGAAUGGGUCGACCCCGGGCGGGUGUGGGGCAUCUUUACCUGGGCACUGCUGGCAUCCGGCUUGUUACUCGGCUCGUGGUGGGCAUACACCAUCCUGGGCUGGGGCGGCUACUGGUUCUGGGACCCCGUGGAAAAUGCCGCAUUCAUGCCAUGGCUGGCCCUGACCGCGUUUAUCCACUCCAUCAUGGUGCAGAAGCGGCGUGGAAUGUUCCGGAUGUGGAAUAUCGCCCUGAUAAACAUCGCCUUCGGACUGGCACUGUAUGGAAUGUUCAUGAACCGGGGUGGGUCGGUCCCAUCAGUGCACUCCUUCGGUGCGUCCAGUCUGGGUUGGGUAUUCCUGUUAUUCCUGGCGGUCGGCGUAAUCGUGCCCUUCGUGGUUUUCUUCUGGCGCUACCCGCUCCUAAAAAGCGCGCAGAACCUUGACUCCAUGCUGUCGCGGGAGGCAGCUUUCCUGGUCAACAACCUUCUGCUGUUGGCGAUAGCCUUUGUGACCCUUUGGGGCACUGUUUAUCCGCUCAUAUCCCGCCUGACCAGCGGCGAGGAGAUAACUGUAGCCAGACCCUUCUACGACCAGGUAAACGGGCCGUUGAUGCUGGGUCUGUUGUUCCUGAUGGGCAUUGGGCCGAUGCUGCCAUGGCGCCGGGCCAACUGGGCCAGCAUUCGCCGUGCCCUGGCGGUACCGGCGGGCGUGGCCGUGAUUGCUGUCGUUGUCCUGCUGGCAGUAGGACUGCGCAAGGAAUACGCCCUGGUCGCCUAUGGGCUGGCCGCAUUCGUGGCCACGGGAAUACUUAUGGAAUGGUUCCGGGGAGCCAGGGCCAGGGCUCGUGCCCUUUCGUCCGGCGACCGCAGCGUGGCCAGGCACAUCCAGGAGCACGCGUCGGCUUUCGUUCAGCUCAUAUGGGCCAACCGCCCGCGCUAUGGCGGCUACAUCGUGCACCUGUCCGUGCUUAUGGUGGCACUGGGGAUUGUGGGGACAUCGUUCUUCAGCUCUCAGAAAGACGUGGUCCUAUCCCCAGGAGAGACGGCUACAAUAGAGAACUACGAAAUCAGGUACAUGGGCACAACGCUGAUCCCCUUUGGCAAUCGCACCGAGUACAUUUCGUCGGUGGAAGUGUACAGGGACGGGGAGAUGCUCGAUACCUUCAGCCCCAACCGGGCCUUUUACCCAAGCUUCAACAUGGCCUCCACUCGUGCUGCCAUUCGUUCUACACCGGUCGAGGACUUCUACGUGGUGCCCAGCGAGAACCUGCCGGACGGUGACGUGGGCUUCCGUCUCCUCGUGAAUCCGCUGAUCUGGUGGAUGUGGGUGGCCGGUCCAGUGAUGGUACUGGGAACAAUUAUCGCCCUGUGGCCGGAACCCUCCCGUUUACCGGCCCGGGUUCCUUCAGGCGUAACGGCCGCUGCAUCCCUGGGCCGAUGA